ACGGUCAAUCAUAAAAUAUGAGCUCCAAGUAUAAAAGCACAGCCAAGAACAAGAGACAGCUAGCUCUAAUUAAGCUAGCGGACCAACGGAAGAAAUCAAAGAUGGUUGGAGCAGUUCUACCUCCAACUCUAAAAUGCGCCGUGAGUGCGGUUGCAGUCUUAACCUGCGCACUUAUAAGCACCCUCUCUUUCGCUCUCCAUGACGCCGCACAGGACCCAAUCAUACACCAGGUCACAGACAAUCACCGCCCUCUGCUGGGGACAGAGAGAAGCUUCCAGAUGUUCAUCGAGAAAUACGGGAAGAAGUAUUCGACCCGAAAGGAGUACAUGCACCGCCUCGGGAUCUUCGCAAAGAACAUGGUCAGAGCCGCCGAACACCAGGCCCUUGAUCCGACUGCUGUCCACGGCGUCACGCCUUUCUCGGACCUGUCCGAGGAGGAGUUCGAGCGGAUGUACACCGGCAUGAGAGCUGUCCCGCCGGCCAGCUCGAAAGACAGCGUUUCUGAUAGUGCUCCACCGGUUAUGGAUGUUGGUGAUUUGCCUGAGAAUUUUGAUUGGAGAGAGAAGGGAGCUGUUACUGAGGUCAAGAUGCAGGGUGGGUGUGGGUCGUGCUGGGCCUUCAGCACUACAGGAGCAAUUGAAGGGGCGAAUUUUAUUGCAACAGGAAAGCUUCUUAGUCUCAGUGAGCAACAGCUUGUGGACUGCGAUAACACGUGCGAUGCGAAAGACAAGACCGCCUGCGACAGUGGGUGUGGUGGCGGGCUUAUGACAAAUGCCUACGAAUAUCUGAUUGAAGCGGGGGGGUUGGAGGAGGAGAGCACAUACCCAUACACCGGAAGACGGGGCGAAUGCAAAUUUAAUCCGGACAAGGUGGCUGUAAAAGUUGCCAAUUUUAGCACCAUCCCUAUUGAUGAGGACCAAAUUGCAGCCAAUUUAGUCCGCCAUGGCCCCCUUGCCAUCGGGUUGAAUGCUAUGUUUAUGCAAACGUACAUAGGAGGUGUUUCGUGCCCCCUAAUCUGUUUCAGGAAAUGGGUGAACCAUGGUGUUUUACUUGUGGGGUAUGGUGCCAAGGGCUACUCCAUUCUCAGGCUGCGCAACAAGCCAUAUUGGAUCAUCAAGAAUUCAUGGGGUGAACAAUGGGGAGAGAAUGGGUAUUAUCAUCUUUGCCGAGGCCAUGCCAUGUGUGGCAUGAACUCAAUGGUCUCUGCAGUUAUGACCCGUACUCGUCCCGCCUAGCUACAAGGCUAAAACUAUAAGAGACAUAGACAUGUUUGCAGCUCUUUUGGUUAAACUUGUGUGUUUAAUUUUCCUAUAUAUAUCUACCCUUUAGUUUCUUUGGCCAGUCGAUUUGUUCUCUUUUUUGUUGUGAAAUUCUUCUUGUACCUUUUGGUUAAGAUUAUGGAGAGAGAGAAAACUGAACAGGUUCUGCUUGGGUGUGGUAGGGUGCGUCUUUGUUUGAAGAGAAUCAAUGAAAUUGAUGGUGAUACCAAUGUCGAAGAUCUAUGAGUUAAUAGUGUGCAUGAUGAAAAUGAUAACCAUUGUU
Molecule: messenger RNA, 1542 nt
Organism: Prunus dulcis (almond)
Lineage: Eukaryota; Viridiplantae; Streptophyta; Magnoliopsida; Rosales; Rosaceae
Product: probable cysteine protease RD19D
Exons: 4
Coding region: 18-1235 (405 amino acids)
Cellular component (GO): lysosome
Molecular function (GO): cysteine-type endopeptidase activity
Source: RefSeq, a predicted model, not a curated record